Messenger RNA from Helicoverpa armigera (cotton bollworm), 1799 nucleotides. It is a transcript of the gene mRpL3, whose product is annotated as large ribosomal subunit protein uL3m. Gene Ontology annotation, biological process: translation. NCBI's taxonomy places the organism in Eukaryota, Metazoa, Arthropoda, Insecta, Lepidoptera, Noctuidae. The coding region runs from base 159 to 1232 and encodes 357 amino acids. The record is from RefSeq and is a predicted model, not a curated record. Gene Ontology annotation, molecular function: structural constituent of ribosome. Gene Ontology annotation, cellular component: ribosome; mitochondrial large ribosomal subunit. The transcript has 6 exons.
UGUCACUCUACCUGCCAGAGAGAGAGUUAGCCAGCCCCUUAACUCGGUCGCAAAAUUUUGCCCGGGCUAAAAACCUGAUUUCCCAUUAUAAAUAGUUAUACAUAUAUUUCUCAUGAAAUAAGGUUGAAUUAAUAGAUUUACAUGAACAAAAACCAAAUAUGGCUGUUGGGAACCUAAAUCUUUUGCGCAAUGCUUUGAGCAAAUUGAGAAUAGAUCAUUCCUUCACACGAUCAUAUCAAAAGCCUAGAUUUCGUCCUCCGUAUUGGUAUGAAUCCAAAGAAAGGGUGGGGUCUGAUGAAUUCAUAACUCAGGAAAACAAGCAAUUUAUAGAAGAGGUAAUGCAAGAUAAACUGCAACAUCAAACAGCACUGCCUUCACCCCUGGUUAAUAUUGAGCCAAAUCAGACAGCACAGUGGAAUCCGAAAACUCGCAGAGUUGGUCUUAUAGCUCGUAAAAUAGGCAAUUAUCCUCUUUGGUCCAAAGAUGGUAAAAAAAUGCAGACUACACUGUUACAGGUUGUUGACAACCAUGUUAUAAAAUACACCCCUCCAGAAGAGUUCAACCCAAUGAAAACCUCAGGUCCAGUUGUGUGGAAGGAAAAAAGAAAAUUAGGCUGCAUGUUGGUUGGUUCAGAAACAAUAGAUCCCAGCACUGUUACCAAGGAAUAUUGUGGUUUAUUUAAUAAUACAGGCAUGCUACCGAAGAGACUUUUAUGUAGGUUCAUGGUAUCUCCAGAAUCUUAUAUACCACCAGGAACUCCAUUGUUUGCAACACAUUUUAGAGCUGGAGACUAUAUUGAUAUACGUGCCAAAACAUUGGACCGUGGAUUUCAAGGUGUAAUGAAGCGGUGGGGAUUUAAAGGAAUGCCAGCUUCCCAUGGUGUUACCAAAACUCAUAGAAGACCAGGAAAUAUUGGUGCUGGAGGUGAAAAAGCGCGAGUUUGGCCCGGUACUAAGAUGCCUGGACACAUGGGAAAUAGGUGGCGAACUAUAAGGGGCGUAAAAAUUCUACGCAUAAAUACAAAGCAUAACGUAAUUUGGACUUUGGGAGUAGCUAUACCCGGAGAAACAGGUGCUAUGUGCUACUUAUUCGAUACAGUUCUUCCACUGAAGAAACACACGACAUCACCUCCUUUCCCGACACAACCUUAUGUUGAAGAUUUACCACUUGAAUAUUAUGAUCCAUCAGUCCAGCCUUUUUAUGAACCAUCUGUUUCUUUUGAAGAAGUUUAAGAUAUUGACUGUUUAGGUUUCACCACUUAUAAGAUUGACGUGGCUGGUAAUGAGUAUAGUAUAGUGGAACAAGCAUAGCAUUUUGGUUUUCCUAUAUUGAUUAUAAAACAUUACUGAUAAACAAGUUGGUUCCCAUUAGUGGAUCAUAUGGGAUUCAUAGUGUUAUAAAGUUGAUAUAAAAAGAAGUUUAAUUACACAAAAUGCUUGCAUUUAUUUGGUGUAAAGGCAGAUAGUAAAAACAUGAAAACACAUCAAACCAUACCAAACAGUAUACCUAGAACAUUAUAUUAUUUUUACAUGAAAGUGAUUUCAGUCUGAUGAUAUGUAUUAUUGUGUAAAUUGAUGUUUAAAUCAAUGGGAAGUUUAUUGGAGUUCAGAGAAAGAAAUGCUUUACUGUGGAUUUCAAUGACCGUUGUUUCGCAACUAGAGAUUGAAAUUAAUUUAUAUGAAGCUAAUUUCAAAAUUCUAUCUCUAACCGCAAAACAAUGGAUAGAUUGUUUAUUGAAAACUGCAGUUAGUUAUCUUUAUCAUUGUACAUCUAAUGAAAAUAAACACAUUUAGCGGAAA